UCCAUCCAUCCAUCUCCAGAGUCCCCGCGUCCUGCUGCCAGCCAUGGCCAGCCCCCUCCUAUUCUCGGCCGCCUAUCUAUCUAUCUAUCCAUCAAUCCAUCCAUCUAUCUCCAGAGUUCCCGCGUCCUGCUGCCAGCCAUGGCCAACCUCCUCCUGCUCUCAGCGACCUCCGUGUCCGCAGGCGCCAAGCGGGGACACUGCGCCUACUACGGGGUGUGUGACGACGACGGACAGACGACAAGCGCCAUCGACAACCCUCCAACAAACCCAACACAGCCCCCGGCCAACAACCCAACUCCCACCACCACCUCUUGCGGCGGCCCGUGCCAGAGGCGAGUCUGCUACUACACCAGCUGGGCCCAGUACCGACAGGGCGACCGGAACAAGUUCUUCCCGGAGGACAUUGACCCCUCCCUGUGCAGUCACGUGAUGUACUCCUUCGCCAAGAUGGUGGGCAACAACUUGGCGGUGACGAAUCUGAAAAACCAGAACCCAGAGCUCAAGGUACUCCUGGCCGUGGGCGGUUGGAACAUGGGCUCUGACGAGUUCACGGCCAUGGUGGCCACCCCAGGCAACAGGGCAGAGUUCGUGACCUCCAGCAUCCGGUUCCUGCGAGAGCACAACUUUGACGGCCUUGACCUCGACUGGGAGUACCCGGCCAACAGAGGGAGCCCGCCCGGAGACAAGGAGAAGUUUGCCACUCUGGUCAAGCCAAGCACAAGCUAGUGAUCGGCAUGCCCCUGUACGGCCGCUCCUUCACACUGACCACCGGGAACACCGGGGUGGGAGCCCCCGCCUCACCGGGUGCCAAAGGUCCCUACACAGGCGAGGCCGGCUACGCCAGCUACUACGAGGCCUGCCAGAUGAUCAACAACGGCGCCGACGUCUAUUUCCUGGAGGACCAGCGCGUGCCCUACUUGGUGUACGGUGACCAGUGGUUAGGCUACGACAACCCAAAGAGUCUUCGAGAGAAGGUGCGCUACGUCCGCGACAACGGCUACGGCGGCGCCAUGGUGUGGGCUCUGGACCUGGACGACUUCAACAACGCCUACUGCGGAGCCGGAAAGUACCCGCUCCUCACGGCCAUCAACGACGAGUGCUCCAGAUAGUCCCCGGCGACCCCCCACGGGCCGCUCUCUGAGGCAACAGCAGCAAAGUGUGCGGCUUUCAUCACUGUGUCGACUUUUUUCCCUCACGGAAGACGCGCACGUUCUGGUCAGGUCACACGACGUGCGGUUUCGGUCCUCUUAGAAGAAGCAGCAGAACUUCCCAUUAACAGUACAGAUUUUUUCAAUUCCGUUUUACUUUCAUGUAACCCUCCGAAAAAACAGGCAGCAACGUACCUUCUGCGAAAUAUGUGAACUCCUGUUUCAAAUUGGUGUAUGACGCUGCCACAUAUGCUGCACAAUUUUUUGUGGUCUUCUGAUCAGAUAUAUGUGUCUGUGACAUCCUUGCGGGAUUAACUUUGAGCACAUUGACACAAUAACUGCCAUACAAAGUGCCGGGGAAAAAAAGCAAGACCAGCAAAAACACUAGAUCGAAAUUAAAGCAGUAGGACUUACGAAUGGCACCCCCCAACCACCCACUCUUCGCGCAAAGAAGAGCAAAUCGGAAAAACCCCAAAAAUGGUCAUAAAGUGGAGGGAAAAGCAAGACAGACGGACAGAAACAAGAGAUGGAAAGAAAAGAAGUAGGACCUCCAACUGGCACCCUCCUUUUAUCAACACGUCCAGUGUCCUUCGCAACAAACAAUGUCUUCGUGAAAGUGGAAACGCAAAAAAGCAAUUAUCUUAGAUCAUCUACUCAAUAAAUAUCUUGAAAAGUGGGCAACAAA
Messenger RNA from Aplysia californica (California sea hare), 1833 nucleotides. RefSeq names its product chitinase-3-like protein 1. Gene Ontology annotation, biological process: carbohydrate metabolic process; chitin catabolic process. Gene Ontology annotation, molecular function: chitin binding; chitinase activity. Gene Ontology annotation, cellular component: extracellular region. The record is from RefSeq and is a predicted model, not a curated record. NCBI's taxonomy places the organism in Eukaryota, Metazoa, Mollusca, Gastropoda, Aplysiida, Aplysiidae.